Messenger RNA from Temnothorax curvispinosus, 1488 nucleotides. Its product is annotated as odorant receptor 94a-like. Gene Ontology annotation, molecular function: olfactory receptor activity; odorant binding. The record is from RefSeq and is a predicted model, not a curated record. The transcript is spliced from 6 exons. Lineage: Eukaryota; Metazoa; Arthropoda; Insecta; Hymenoptera; Formicidae. The coding region runs from base 280 to 1389 and encodes 369 amino acids. Gene Ontology annotation, cellular component: plasma membrane. Gene Ontology annotation, biological process: detection of chemical stimulus involved in sensory perception of smell; sensory perception of smell.
UUCCGUAUUAUAAUGAUAACAGGGAUAUAGAUACGCGAGGGACGGAGUAGAAAUAUCACAAUUAGAAAAUCAUCGAGAGAUGCAAUAGACAUUUAUCCAUUGUCAUUUGAGGAGACGGAGAAACAAAGAUUUUACCAAAUAAUGUUCGUGAGAAUUACUUGAUCAAUUUAAAUUAGUCUUGACAAUAUGAUAGACAGUUGAAGCAGACACAAAUAGUGCAAAUUAAUCGGAAAAUUUUUCAAAUUGUGUAGGCUAAUUUGCAUUAAAGAAAAAACUCAAAUGCGCAUGCUGAAAUUUACACUCAUGAUCUGCGCGCUCGCUGGAUGCUGGCAGCCGCUUACGUGGACGUCGCUGUUUAAACAUAUAAUUUAUAAGGCUUACGCAAUGUUUCUGAUAUUCUCAUUAUAUAUAUUUCUGACUUCUCAAUUUGUAAACAUCAUAUUAAACGUCGGCAACUCCGAUGAAUUUACCGAUGCCUUGUAUAUGAUGUUGACGGUACUUGUAGCAGGCUACAAACAGAUUUAUAUGUGGGUAGACCGUAAGAAUGUGAUGGUAAUAAUAAAUGUUCUUACUGAGAAACCUUUUGCACCAUAUGAAACACAUGAAGUAAUGAUUCAAGAGAAAUUUGAGAAAAUGAUACAGAACAAUACGCGGAGAUAUUUAACCAUUGUCAUGAUGUCAAUCACAUCGAUAAUAUGGAUGUCUGUCUCCACGGAUCUUAUGAAAAGAAAUUUGACGUAUAAGGCAUGGAUACCGUUUGACUACUCAUCUCCCGCUAUAUAUUUUAUUGUAUAUACUCACCAAUUAUUAGCCAUGUCAACCUCUGGUAUAGUAAAUGUUGCUUGCGAGAGUUUACUUUGUGGAUUCUUACUGCACAUCUGCUGCCAGUUUGAAAUUCUGGGAUAUCGAUUGACAAAACUCACGCAUGAUCAAAAUAGUCUGCGCGACUGUGUUUAUCACCACAACCGUAUCUUUGAAUAUGCAUAUACAGUGAAUAAUAUGUUUGCGAAAAUAAUCGCUAUCCAGUUUGCUGUGAGCAUGUUGGUAGUGUGCUCGAAUUUAUAUCGAAUAGCUAUGGCGGCGGACUACGUAAGCUUUAUUCCAUUGAUGAUGUAUACGAGUGCUAUAUUAGUGCAGAUUUUCAUCUACUGCUGGUUUGGCAACGAAGUCAAGCUAAAAAGCCUUCAAUUGGUAAAUAGCAUUUAUGACAUAGAAUGGCCGGCGCUCAGCAAUAAUAACAAGAGAAAUCUCUUAUUAAUUAUGAAACGCGCCAUGACUCCCAUCGAAUUUACUAGCGCGUACAUAAUCACAAUGAAUCUCGAGUCGUUCGUAGCUUUACUUAAGAUGUCAUAUUCAGUUUUCAAUUUGCUGCAUCAAACGCAUGAAUAGUAACAUAAUUAAUAAAUAGAAAUUGUUAAAAUGUAGAAAUAAAUAUUAAUACCUUGUUAGUAUCGACAAGAUAAUCCUCAGAUUUAUAAAAUUUUUAUC